Messenger RNA from Loa loa (African eye worm), 402 nucleotides. RefSeq lists its product as hypothetical. The transcript has a single exon. The record is from RefSeq and is a predicted model, not a curated record. Bases 1 to 402 code for a protein of 133 amino acids. Lineage: Eukaryota; Metazoa; Nematoda; Chromadorea; Rhabditida; Onchocercidae.
AUGGCUUAUCGAUCCAAUCGGGACGACACACCGCCCCCCUCGCACACACACAUACACCCGCAGAGAGCAUUGCAGCUAAAUUCAAAUUACCGCCAAGUGCUCGCGACGCGAGACAUCUGCUUGCAACUGGAUGCGAUGCGUCUCGCGUUUCUGUACGAUAUGCGCGAAUGGUUCUUGUGGUUGGCACUUAUUGCUCCCGUGUACUGCGAGAUUUUAUUGCGUAAAUUUGACGUAAACAUUCAUAGAAAGUUAAUACUGGGGCACGUCAUUUUAACGGAAAAAUUAGUUACAUGCGAGCGAGUAGGUAAGCGAACAAACGGGCCAGGAAAUGUUGACGGGGUCGUUUUAUCUUCGUCAAUUUAUCGGAUUUACGUUGUGUUAUGUAAGGGCGAGUGUAUUUAG